AUGGUUCGCACGACGUUGAUCCUGAGCGCACUGUUGGCGGGUGCCGUGUCGGGGGCACUUGUUCCACAGCACGAAACGCUCGCUCCCGGUCGAGAGACGCACAUUGGAACACCGGUGCAGCACAUCUCUCCGGACAUGGUCCCACUUUCGCACCCACGCAUUCCCGUUGCACCACAGGCUGUCCCGCACGAUGCUGUGGACGAACCAUCGGCGUUGGUGAAUGCACCGGCGAAGCUCGAGACGCGCAAGCACCACAGCAAGGCCAAGAAGGUCAACGGAGGCAAGGUGACGUACUACUACGGGUCGCAACUGCUCAACCCCGCAUGUCCCGGUGCACCGACGCCGAGCGACUCGAGCAUGACCGCCGCCAUCAGCUUCGACUCGCCCUUCCAGUGCGGCGACCGAGUGAGGAUCUCGGAUCCCCAGGGCAAACAUGCCGUGGUGACGGUGGUGGAUCGCUGCGCGGGUUGCACGUGGAACUGGAUCGACGUUACCAAGGGCGUCUUCCAGGUGUUCUCGGACCUCGACACCGGCGUCCUCACCGACUUGACCAUGACCAAGCAAUAA
This is a messenger RNA of Moesziomyces antarcticus, 567 nucleotides long. RefSeq lists its product as uncharacterized. The record is from RefSeq and is a predicted model, not a curated record. The coding region runs from base 1 to 567 and encodes 188 amino acids. Lineage: Eukaryota; Fungi; Basidiomycota; Ustilaginomycetes; Ustilaginales; Ustilaginaceae. The transcript has a single exon.